Molecule: messenger RNA, 1053 nt
Organism: Eremothecium cymbalariae DBVPG#7215
Lineage: Eukaryota; Fungi; Ascomycota; Saccharomycetes; Saccharomycetales; Saccharomycetaceae
Gene: VAM7
Product: Vam7p
Exons: 1
Coding region: 1-1053 (350 amino acids)
Molecular function (GO): phosphatidylinositol binding
Source: RefSeq, a predicted model, not a curated record
AUGGUGAUAAGUUCUCAGGUUAACGUUGUAGUGGGUGAUGCUAAAGUAGUUGAUAAUUCAUACGUAGUCUAUACUACAAAGGUCAGGGUUUUAGGGUCAUCAGGAUCUGUCGCUGAAUAUAAAAGUCAAAGAAGGUUUAGUGAAUUUUUACAAUUGAAACAAGACUUGGAAAGGGAGUUCCAGACUGAGAUACCAUAUGAAUUCCCAUCCAGGGAAUUUAGUGUAUGGAAAUUUAGGUCUAGCUCCUGCGAUCCCGAUGUAAUAAAAGCAAGAAAGGAAAAGCUUGGUAUAUUCCUGGGUGAUUUGCUAAAUGACUCGUUUGAUGUGCGUUGGAAGAGGUCUGCAUAUUUAUGUAAGUUUCUAAAUAUGCCAAAUAACUGGUAUAACGCUUCUCGGAACCAUAUGUCUGGUGCGGGUGAUCGUGAAGAGGAUUGUGUUGUGCAACUUCAAGAUGUGUCCAAGUGGCUAGAAUCGUUAAGGGAUUCGAAGUCGCAGUUUGAGGAAGCCAAGCGGAACGGUAAUAAUAUAACCAUGAUGCGUAUACGAUUAAAAUUGCAGCAACUGGAAGAUGCAUUAAAAAUAAUUGAAGAGAAGCAUCUGUUGGGGGAGGGAGAAGUUCAUAGAAGAUGGACCAUCCUUAAUGCGUUAAAGUCGGAUUUGAAUAAACAAUCGGAUAAACCACAGUCACGUUUUAGCAGUUAUGAAGACUUGGACAUUUCUCACACCGGACUGAAGGAGCCGCUUGUAAGUAAUACAAGAGAGCCACAUAAGCCUAUAUCAGGCAGGCGGAAGUUAGGGGAGACUGGCGACACAGUGGGUUUAACAAACCAACAGCUGCUUUUGCUGCAUAAGGAUACAAUGAAACAACAAGACCAAGAGCUUGAGCAACUAAGGAAUAUUGUAGUAAGACAGAAAAAUCUUUCUUUGAAUAUGAACCAGGAACUAGCUGCCCAAAAUGAAAUGCUAGAUAUGUUUGUCGAAGAUGUCAAUGCCACAUCAAAUAAACUACGUAUGGCAAAUUUAAGCGCUAAAAGAUUCAACGACAAAAGAUGA